AAAACAGUUUUUGGCGGUCUUAAGCCGCUACAACCGGAGUAGAACACAAGAUAAAAUGAUACAAAAUUUUCACUGGUGACAGUUCCCUCCCUGUCCUUUCCCGCAUUUGAAAAAACAAGAUAAAAAAGAAAAAAAUAAAAUUCUGAAUCCCGCGCAAGAGUUACAACAAUAUAAGUACAACACACCGUUUCUGCCCCCAUUUUCUUCACACAUUUCCAUCAAAUUCCUUUCAAUUCUCGAAUGGCCGAACAAGACGUAGCAGCACCGGGAGAAUCUCACCGGAACCCUCCCAAAUUAGGGUUCCCACUACCACCCGCCGCCGCCGGCGACGAGAAACUCAUCUCCGGCCUCAGCACCAUCCUCGUCGCAUCGAUCCAAGAAGCCAGAGACAGGAUCUCACAGAUCGAGUACGUUUUCUGCUCCCAGAUCUACCCGCACUUCCAAUCCACUUCAAAGCACUCCGACUCCAAACGCCGUCGCAUCGAGGAGCUCGAGCGCGAGGUCGACGAAGGCAUGGCGCUGCACAAGACGCUGACGGAGCUGGUUCGAUCCAAGGAGUUGUCACUGAGAGCCAGCGAGGAGAAGCGGAAAUCCGCGGUCGCGAAACUGGAACGUUGCGAGAGUGAAACGGCGUCGCUUUUGGGGAGAAUUGAUGAGUUGGAGGAGAGGCUGCGGAGGAAAACGCGAGAGGCUGAGGAACUGGAAUUGAAGAGGGUGGAGAGCGAGGGUUCGUAUCGGAACCUUGUUGAGAAUGUGGAAUCGAUGAGUUGUGAGUUGCAGGCUGAGAAAUUGAAGAGAAAUCGCUUAACUGAAGCCUAUAAGAGGCUGAAAUCUCAGCAUGUUUAUCUUCGUCAGAAGGUUGGUCUCACUGAAGAAAAUAUGCUUAGCCGAAGCAAAUCGCCGCCGGGGAGUGACAAGCAUCAGAGUCCAGUCACAGAACCUGGUCUUGCAUUUGAAGACCCUGACAUUACUAUGGGUGCUUGUAAAGCAACAGACAUGGAGAGUGAAAUCCCAGAGGAAGACUUUGGAGGCCUUGAGAACGCAACUCCUGAUGUGUUUGUUUCCGUGCGUGAUGCAAAUGAAGUGAAGGAGAAAACAUUGGGGGAUGACAGAGGAGCCAAUUUGAUUCCUCCGUCUUCCAGUUUCUAUGUUCGCCCAAAAUGUCCAUCCAGUGAUCAUCCGCUUGCUAUUAGUGCAGGCCUUGAGAACACAACUCCUGAUGUGUUUGUUUCCGUGCGUGAUGCAAAUGAAGUGAAGGAGAAAACAUUGGAGGAUGACAGAGGAGGCAAAUUGAUUCCUCCAUCUUCGAGUUUCUAUGUUCGACCAAAAUGUCCAUCCAGUGCAAAGGUAGCUUCUGUAUCUGGUACUAAGCGGCCUGCACCUUCCUGGAGGCUAACCCGGUCCCAUCAAAGUCGAGCAGGCCCUGACCCUCAUGAUGAUUUUCUUGAUACUCCUCUUGAGAAUAUCAGAGUAAAUUUAAAUAAGGAUUUGAACAAGGCAGAUCUCCCAUGCCCAAUUCAGAAAGACAUUAGCAUGAACAGCUCAGAUGAUGAAACACAGGAUUUGAAUGCCGAAAGCAGUCCUCAGAAGAAGCAAUCUUCAAUUACAGUGGCUGAUAAAAGGAGCUUUAAGUACAUUGAACCAGUGAUGAAGAAAGCUGAGCUAGAACAUUUAAAUAAGGAUUUGAAGCCAGGUCUCCCAUGCCCAAUUCAGAGAGACAAAUGCAUGGACAGCUCAGAUGAUGAAACACAGGAUUUGAAUGCCAAAAGCAGUCCUCAGAAGAAGCAAUCUUCAAUUACAGUGGCUGAUAAAAAGAGCUUUAAGUACAUUGAACCAGUGAGGAAGAAAGCGGAGCGAGAAAAUUUAAAAGGAGUUGAAUGCAAACAAUGCCGAAAGUUCUAUGAUGCUGUUCUUCCUAAUGCUGAUGGUAAGGACCCUGAUAACAGUAAGCAGAAUUUCCGCUGUGAACAUCUUGAUGGUGUUUCUAGGCAUCGGUACAGGUAUGUUCCUCCCAUGACUCCUGAAGGAUUUUGGAACAUUGGAUUUGAAUCUGAAAUGUAAGGAUAUAUUUUAGGUUGAUAAAUAUAUAGUUCGAUUUGUACAUGGAUUCAAUAUCCCAUUAUAUUUGGCCAACUUGGUAGAUAGAGAAAGAUGUACCUUGGCCAUUAGAUAUGUUAUUCAGUGAUACAGGGAUAGUCUCAUAAUUUUAAGACGCAAGAUAUUUGCUCACUUGUUGACACGGCAAGCACUUCAUGCCGAGACGCAAGGUUUCAUAUACUAACAAUUGUAAUCACUUCAUGCGAGGAGCAAAUGAAUUGAUGCUCUCAUUCAAUAAUUAUACCUUACUCCUCUGACGAGUAUCUUUGAGUUA
Messenger RNA from Lotus japonicus, 2371 nucleotides. RefSeq names its product protein gamma response 1. NCBI's taxonomy places the organism in Eukaryota, Viridiplantae, Streptophyta, Magnoliopsida, Fabales, Fabaceae. Gene Ontology annotation, cellular component: site of double-strand break. Gene Ontology annotation, molecular function: single-stranded DNA binding; flap-structured DNA binding; double-stranded DNA binding. The record is from RefSeq and is a predicted model, not a curated record. Bases 241 to 2061 code for a protein of 606 amino acids. Gene Ontology annotation, biological process: double-strand break repair via homologous recombination; DNA double-strand break processing involved in repair via single-strand annealing. The transcript has 3 exons.